This is a messenger RNA of Apis mellifera (honey bee), 4904 nucleotides long. RefSeq lists its product as uncharacterized. The transcript has 10 exons. Bases 543 to 3902 code for a protein of 1119 amino acids. Gene Ontology annotation, biological process: regulation of gene expression. Lineage: Eukaryota; Metazoa; Arthropoda; Insecta; Hymenoptera; Apidae. The record is from RefSeq and is a predicted model, not a curated record. Gene Ontology annotation, cellular component: nucleus.
AGGAUCCGUGACGUCGAACCCAAAUAAACACAAAGUAUAUGUGAAUAAUUCUGAUAUAAAAACGGUGUAUAUCAAGUGUCGAAGGAGUUGCAUGUGUAGCCGAAUAUUUAUCAGUGCUACGAACGGUCAGUGAAUUUAAAUAGCGCGGCAUUUGCGAUGUGUGUGUGUUUUGAUUAUUAGUCCUCUUUGUGGGGAUAAUCGCGAUCGGCUAGCGACCACCACGGCAGCUGUUCGACAGUUGAGCCAGCCCUUAUGAAGAGAUGGCGGCAGCUUUCUAAAUUUCAAUGAAUCAGUAAACAUGAGUGUUUCAGCUUCUGAUCGUAGAUAAAAACAAAAUAUUACUUGUAAAAGAACGCCAAGGGACUUGCGAUUGAUUUGUUGGAUUUUAUGAUUUGUUUUGUGAAUAAAUCGUGUAUCGUGUGUAUAAGGACAAAUCGUAACUCCACCGCCGCCACUGAAGAUUGCAGGUUGUGAAAAUGUCGCGGUAUCAGAAAAUUGUUUAGGACAGCAAGCGGUCAGAUCAACUGCACAGUGGUGGCCCCAUGGAAGGCACGCUGGAAGAACCCCCUAUUAAGGACUCAUCUCAAGCCAGUCCUGAUAAGAUUCUUAAAGAUGUGAUUCCAAAUGGGAUUAAUGGAAAUUAUAAUGACAAGGAAGAAUUCAUUGAUGCGGAUACUAAUAUAUCCAAACUCGUGUCAAAAGAAAUUAGUAGUGUAGUAAAAGAAAAAAGGGAGGCAAAUGGAAAUGAAGAUGAUGAGGACAAACAUAGAAUGGAAGUUGAAAUUGAAGAAAGGGAUUUAGAACCUGAAAAUAGUGAACAGAAUGGGAUAGCACAAAGUAGAAGUAAAAGAAGUGAAAUGUCAGAAUCAGAAAAUGACUCUAAAAUGUCUAAAUCCUCAGAGGGUGUCAGUGAGAUAAACAAUUUUAGUGAAGUGUCUAAGACUGAAGAUAAGUGUAAAAACACAUCAUGUGAAUCUAUGGAAGUUGACGAACAAAGUAAUAAUUCAGAUGUUGAAUGUCUUGAUGAAAACAUAACAGAAAUACAUUCAGAUAACGAUGAUGUGUUCACUAUGAAAAAUUCUGCCCUUAAAGAUAAUAAAGAUUCAUCAGGCAGUAGUGAUUUACAAAUUAAUGUCAGUAGUGACAUUGCUGAUAGUAGCAUGGAUACAUCUGAUGUGAAAAUCUGUGAAGAAAAUGGAAGUUGCGAUAGUCCUGAUAUUGAAGAAAUAACUGAUAGUGCAAAAAAUGGUCACAAUAUUUCACCAGAACGUGCUAAUAAAGAUUCAAAACAAAGAAAAUCUAGAAAGCAAGUAGAUCUUAGUAGUAUUACGCCAAGAAGAAGUUCUCGUAAUAUAAAGAGGACAAGUUAUAUAGAAAAAGAAAUAGAAGAGGAAGUAGAUGAUGAUGGUUCAGAUAUUGAAGAAAUUAAGCCAGAAGAUCCUUUAGCUGGUGUUGAUAGUAAAGACAAAGAAAAUUCUAAAUUAAAAUCACCAGUCAAAAAUAGUAAAACUACCAUUGUAGUUAAUGAUACUAAACGAUUAGUAGAAAUUGCUGCUGGUAGUAAAUCUGUAAAAGGAGGAAAAAAAGAACCUACUUUAGUUAUUAUAGAUACAAAUUCUAUACUCUCUGGACGUGGUGGUGUUCCUGUGAGUAGCAGUAAACCCCAUCACACUGUUUCUAGUACUAGUUCAUUUUCAGUAGUUCCAAUGGGAAUGACAACACAAACUAUGUAUCCUAAUAUGAGGACAACUAUUACACCAGUGCCCAUGACAUCAAAAACUGCACAAUUAAGUCCUAAAACUACUAGUAUGACUACAGUAACACCAACAGUAACACCUCCUAUAUUACCCACUUUAACUGAUGAUAUGUUUGUGGUAGAAGCACCAUCUUUUAUAGUACCAUAUGUAUAUGAAAAACCACCUCUGAAACCAUUAAAAGAAUUUGUUACAAAAUUGGAAAAAUGUUUAGAAGAACAAGAAAAGGAAGAAAGAAGCCAAAGAGGCAUAGAAGAAAAUAAAAGAGAAGAAUGUGAUGAAGAUUCAUUAGAUAUGAAUCAAAAAAAUAAGGAUAAAAGUGAAGAAAGUGAAAAUGAAGGAAACUGUAAGAGUAAAAAAGAUGAAGACAGAGGUGACAAUUCAUUAGAUAUAACUGAAUCUGGAUUUAGUAACAUAAGUGAUAAACAAGAUAUACGGCAAGAUGAUAGGAAUAAAGUACUAACAUAUUUUGAUUUACCAUUGGGAAAAUUUUUCAUGCAAAUUGGAGUGAAUCUUGUUCAAGAAUAUGUGCAAACUGAUCUUUUACGGACUCAAAAACGUAAACAGGGCAAAGGUAGCACAUCGGCUGAAACUCAAUUAGCUAUAAAUUCGCUCAUUAAGAACUUAGAAUUUAGUAAAGAAAAUAAUGAACCAUUCCAUUUAGAACUGAAAAAAUGUGAAUUCUGUAAUUUUAAAACGGAAUCAACUUUAGUCAUGCAACAUCAUUUAGAAACUCCACAUAUGCGCAAUUAUGUCUACAAGUGUAAUUUUUGUCCAAUUGAAGUGCGUAGUCCUCAUGAUAUUUUAUUCCAUAUGGAAGCAGAACAUAAUACUCGCGGGAGGUUGGAACGGGGUCCAGCUUUUCAUCAAUGUCCUAAUUGUCCAUUUGAGGAUAAUCAAAAAGGGAAAUUAACACGACAUAUACUUGCUUGUACUAAGAAAUUUAGACCAGAAAAAAAUCUCGAACCAGCUGCUGAUUGGGAACCUCCAGCAAAAAUUCCAAGAUUAAAUCGAGCAAGGCCUGUUGCACCAACUAACCCUAGUGCACUUGCAAUGGCAAUGAGUGGUAAAGGACCUCAACCACUUUUACCAAAAUUACUUCCUGCUCCAGUCACUGGUCGCGGAAGAGGACGGCCACCUAUGCAACCAAGAUAUUCAGAUUUGAAAACAUUACGACCAGGUGGUACAACAAUGCGACAAGAUAAUGUUGCAGGAAUGAUGUAUCGUCCAACAUCAUCUGGUUUGUUAGUCCCUACUUCGUAUCAAUUUGGUAGUAACCAAAUAUUUCAGGUGGUGGGUGGCUCUGGGACUGUCAUGUCGGCUGUCUCGGGAGUGAGUAGCAGUAGCGGCGGCAGUUCCGGUCAACCCACACCCAUUGCACUUGUACCCAACGUAAUCGACUCUCUCUCUAGAUUGUCCUCAUCACAGAAUACAACAACAAGUCCCAAAAAUCCUACAGCAAAAUUGUUAAGUCAACCAAGUAUAUCUAUAACUCCAUUACCACGUACAACAUCUCAAACCUCUAUUCCUGGUUCUGGAACUUCAUCAAAGUCUGGAGGAAAAACCACAUUUGUUAUAUGUGAAAUUUGCGAUGGGUAUAUUAAGGAUUUAGAACAACUACGUAAUCAUAUGCAGUGGAUUCACAAAGUUAAAAUACAUCCAAAGAUGAUUUACAAUAGACCUCCAUUGAAUUGUCAAAAAUGUCAAUUUCGGUUUUUCACAGACCAGGGUCUGGAAAGACAUUUACUUGGAUCUCAUGGCUUAGUUACAUCUAGUAUGCAAGAAGCUGCAAACAGAGGAAAAGAUGCUGGUCGCUGUCCAGCUUGCGGCAGGGUAUAUCAAUGGAAAUUACUAAAUCAUGUUGCGCGAGAUCAUGGAAUGACAUUAAAACCAGCACAUCUAUCUUAUAAAUGUACAGUUUGCACUGCCACGUUUGGAAUGUAUAAGCAGUUUGAAAAUCAUGUAUACUCGGCGCAUAGUGUCGUAGCUAAAAGAGUAAUGGAUAAGAAGAAUACACCUUCAUCUCCAUCGUCCAGAUCCAAUGACUCCCUUCUUAAACCAUUGAAGAUCAAUGAUGAAAUUACGAUUAUUCCACAACCAGCAAAACCUACAACCAGGUCGGGUACAUCUCAAGGCAGAGGAAAAUAGCAAUGAUCAGCAGAGUGAUACAUGUGUCUUGUCUUAAUGAAUUUCACGUAAUUUUGUGGUACUCCAUACUGGUCAUUGUAGUAUACAAUGACUGACGUGCCGUGUACAUGUGUAUGCAUAUUAUGCUUAAGACGCAAUUACAACCUACAACUAAACCUACAACUCUUGGCAAAAAAACUAGUUGAUUGCGUAAUAAUAUUCCAUCAAUGAUUAUACCGAUAUAUUUAUUUAAGAAUUUUUAUUGUUGUUAUCAGACAUAGAUAAAAUAGACUGUAAAAAUAUUAAAGGGUGGCCUUCAGUCUAAUUCCUUGGUUAAUCCUAGAGCUGCAUAUUCCUGACCUACACGCCUAUAAAAACCUAUAAAUAUGAAGAAUAUUUACAUUUUAUGCGACACUCACAUGUCAUACUGCGAAUCACUUUUGAAUAGUAAAUUGACUAAUAAUAUAAAUUCUUUUUCUAAGACAAAUAUAUUUGAAUUAAUUCUAUUUUGUUAUUAAUGCUAAUACGAUUACGUAGGGCAAUAAACGAUAAACUGUCCUUACUCCAUAUAUUCGAUGUGUCUACGCGUCAUGUUGCGAAGCAAUUUCUGAAUAAUAUACAAACAAAUUGUAUUAAUCAACGGGAGUGCCCUAAAUAAUUUUGCAAUGUUUUUUGGUGGAUAACAAGUACCAAUAGUUUUUCUAACUUUUCUUUCUAUCAAAUGUAUACUUCUUUUUCUAAUUUCGCCAUCAUACUUUUAAGCGACGAAUAUGGAAUUUAUAAUUCUCUGCUUAAUUUGUAAUAUUUCAUAAAGUUGUGUGUAUGAAGUAAGUUAUAAAAUCAAAAAUUUUUUGAAGUUGUAAAUUGUAUCUACUUCUAUAAGUUGAAAUUUUUCGUCGCAGACAUUGUAAUAAAAUAUUAAGUUUUAUUUUUGCGCUCUUAUAUAAACAAAAAUGUACAUUAACAUAGAAUAUAAUAUAAACGAUUAUAUCAAUAAAAUAGGAUGGCACGCAUAUGUGUAUA